AUGAGUGGUUGCAAACCUUCGGAUACUCCAAUAGAAACUAAUGCUAAACUUGGAGAUGUAAAAGAUGGUGUUCCAGUAGGCACAGGGAGAUACCAAAGAUUGGUUGGAAGAUUAAUCUACUUGUCACAUACACGUCCUGACAUCGCUUUCGCUGUGAGCAUGGACUCUUCUUCAAGAAAAAUGAGGAGAGGAAUUGAGGUGUAUACAGAUGCUGAUUGGGCAGGUUCGAUCAUUGAUAGAAGGUCAACAUCAGGCUACCGUACAUUUCUAUGGGGCAAUUUAGUCACUUGGAGAAGCAAGAAGCAAAGUGUAGUCGCUAGAAGUAGGGCUGAGGCAGAAUUCAGAUCAAUGGCUUAA
Molecule: messenger RNA, 357 nt
Organism: Morus notabilis
Lineage: Eukaryota; Viridiplantae; Streptophyta; Magnoliopsida; Rosales; Moraceae
Exons: 2
Coding region: 1-357 (118 amino acids)
Source: RefSeq, a predicted model, not a curated record